Hydatigera taeniaeformis is the source of this 624-nucleotide messenger RNA. The record is from the annotation of a GenBank genome assembly. Lineage: Eukaryota; Metazoa; Platyhelminthes; Cestoda; Cyclophyllidea; Taeniidae.
AUGCAGCGUCUUAUGUCGCGUUUCCGAUCCAGUCUUUUUGUCCCACUUUCCACCUCCUCUCAUGCUGCGCCAGCAUUCCAGUCUCGUGAAUUUUCAGUGAAAGUCACACAAAAGGCGCCAAACUUUGCUGGAACUGCUGUUGUUGAUGGCCAAUUUAAGGAAAUCGAACUACGAAACUAUCUCGGGAAGUAUCUUGUUCUUUUCUUCUACCCCCUGGACUUUACUUUUGUCUGUCCAACCGAGCUUAUUGCUUUUUCCGAUCGAAUUGAAGAGUUUAAUAAAAUCGGGUGCAACGUUAUUGGUGUUUCUACAGAUUCACAUUUUAGUCAUCUCUCUUGGAUUAAUACGCCUCGAAAAGCAGGGGGAUUGGGUGGCUUGAGAUAUCCCCUUUUGGCGGACUACAAAAAGGAAAUAUCGAGGGCAUAUGACGUGUUGUUAGAGGACAGUGGUGUGGCUCUUCGCGGACUUUUCAUCAUCGAUCAAAAAGGCACUAUCCGGAGCAUGACAAUCAACGAUUUACCUGUCGGGCGUUCCGUUGACGAAACCCUUCGUCUUGUUAAGGCAUUCCAAUUUGUUGAAGAACAUGGAGAAGACUCACUAAGCUUGGCUGGCGGCAAAACUUAG